CAGCGUUGAGUAGUUGUAAAGAAGGUAUUAAUUGAACGGUGUGUAGAUGCACAAGAAUAUUCCAAAUCUGAGGAAGAGAAAUUUUCACAUCUCAAGGACCUUAUCUUUUGACAGGACUUUGCUCGCAGAAUUAAAAAGAGAGUAUGAUGAUCAGGAUGCUAUUCCAUAUCCUCAGACAAAGUUUUUUUGUUGUCUGUGUUUCCUUCUUUUCCUGAUCUUCACUUCCAUUCUGCAACUUCUGAAACUGCCAUGUAUAAAAAUGUCAUCUGAAGGCAGCAUAGGGGUCUUUAUAUGGCUGAUGCCCAAAAUCGUAAUCUUACUCCUGUCAGCAGUUGGAACAGCUGUAGGAGCGUAUUUUGUAUACAAGUACCUCAUGAAACGUGAAUUGCCGCAAACCAACAAAAACAGUAAUUCAACACUCAUGAAUCCAUCAUCUACCACGGAUGGAGAUGCAAGAAGGACCACCCUAAAUUCAUGGAUUGAAAAUGCACCAGUGGAGAGGUUUCUUAAUAGGAUUGCUGAGGAGAAGCCAAUCAGAUUCACACUCCAACAGCUCGCCGGCUUAACUAGCAACUACACCACUCGCUUGGGGUCUGGUGGGUUCGGGAUGGUCUACAAGGGACAGCUUCCGAAUGGAGUCCUAGUAGCAGUGAAGGUGCUGAACUCCGGAGGUUCUGAGAACAAGACACUAAUGGAGCAGCAGUUCAAGGCAGAGAUUGGCACCAUUGGAAGAACAUUUCAUGCAAACCUUGUUAAACUCUAUGGCUUCUGCUAUGAUUCAAUUGUCAGAGCCCUGGUCUAUGAGUACAUGGACAAGGGAUCUCUAGACACAUAUCUGUUUGACAAGAGCCACGCCAUUGCAUGGGAGAAAUUGCAUGAGAUUGCAAUAGGUACAGCUAAAGCGCUCUCUUACUUGCACGAUGAAUGCGAGCAAAGGAUCAUACACUAUGACAUCAAACCAGCAAACAUCCUCCUAGACAACAACUUCAACCCUAAAGUGGCUGACUUUGGAUUGGCGAAGCUUUGCGACAGAGAGAACACUCAUGUGAGCAUGACUGUAGGACGGGGGACUCCGGGCUAUGCAGCACCUGAUAGUGAGAUGUGGUUGAUGGGACAAGUGACAUACAAAUGUGAUGUCUAUAGCUUUGGGAUACUCCUGUUUGAGAUUGCAGGGAGGAGGAGAAGCUUUGAUGCAAGCUUGGAGGAAGAUGAGCGUUGGUUUCCAAAGUGGGUGUGGGAGAGGUAUGAGAACAGAGAAAUGGAAAAGGUGAUGGAGACAAUGGGAGUUGAUGAUGAACACAAGGGUGAAACAGAGAGGAUGCUAAUGGUGGCCUUCAGGUGUGUGCAGUACCAGCCAGAAAGAAGGCCUCCCAUGGACAAGGUUGUGAAGAUGUUGGAAGGGGAGAUGGAGAUUUUGCCUCCAUUGAACCCUUUCCAGCACUUGCUUUGAUCUUGUGCAGCAUCUUGGGAUUACUUCAGUUGCAUGAGUUCAUCAUCAAGUGGAGCAGCUAACCAAGGAUCUGAUGUUACUCUUUACCCGUUUGAAAACCCAUGCAGUAAUUACCCACAGCCCCUUUCAAGUGUUUCAGUAAUUUGUGUAGCUGAAUCAAAUGAAAUAUAUAUUUCAGAA
Molecule: messenger RNA, 1630 nt
Organism: Dioscorea cayenensis subsp. rotundata (Guinea yam)
Lineage: Eukaryota; Viridiplantae; Streptophyta; Magnoliopsida; Dioscoreales; Dioscoreaceae
Product: rust resistance kinase Lr10-like
Biological process (GO): protein phosphorylation
Molecular function (GO): ATP binding; protein kinase activity
Source: RefSeq, a predicted model, not a curated record